AUACACGACUAUCGCGCAGUGCUACUCUCACAACUUAUUCAACUCAGCCUCACACUGUAUCUCUAAGGCAGCAUGGUCGGUUCUGCGACGUAUCGCACUCAUCUCCCAGCGGAUGUAGCUCUCACUGAGUACUCGCGCAAGUUCUACGAUGGGACGUACAAGUGGGAUUCGGAGGGCUUCACUGACGAAACUGGAACCCGAGCUCCCACACCCUUACCUCCGAUGUGCUUGAGCGAUGAUGAAGCAGACGGCGGGACUGUAGAACGCGAAGAGUCCGCAUUCCAUAUGCUGGGGGACGAGACCAACAGUCUUCUAUCCGCAACAAAUGUUAAACACAGGGAGGUAGUUGCAAUGCAGCGUGAUGAGCUGCUUCGUGAUCGCACUGAUACAAAGCAUACUAUCGGUAAGAUGGAGGAUGCCAGCCCUGCGACACCUUCGAAAACCAUCGCAGCGGGUCUACGAGACUUUGCUUCACCCUCAGAACUAUCAGAAUGUCCUUCAGAUAUAUCCGAAUGGGACGUGGGGAGACCAAUGUCAAGACCAAAGACGAUUGCAAAAAAGCCUGUCGAUGAGAUGUUCGAGCAAGACGAUGUCGAUGCACCCGAGCGGAAACCUACAACACGAGGCGUCGCACAGAAAGUCAAGAAAGGUAUUAGGAAGCCAACGGCCGCAUCAAUCAAGCCCUCUCCUAGGAUAGAGACUGUGCAGGCCGGCAGCUACAUGGAGAGCGCUGGGGCGACGACUCGGCGUCGAUCGACACGGCUCAAUCAAGGUGGCAAGUAGAGUGCCUUCUGUUAUGAGCAUUCAACGGCCGUUCAGAGAAGAAUGCAGACCUUUUACAGUCCAGACUUCUUUGGAGUUCGAAAAGUUUAUGUUCAUGCACAUCUUUGGCAUGUAAAAUUCAGGGAAGCCGGUGCCACGGAGCAUAUCCGAUCAAAGAAGUGCGGUACUACACCAUAAUAAUUUCUAAUAAGAACCCUUCCGUCAC
This is a messenger RNA of Alternaria alternata, 988 nucleotides long. RefSeq lists its product as hypothetical. Lineage: Eukaryota; Fungi; Ascomycota; Dothideomycetes; Pleosporales; Pleosporaceae. Bases 73 to 783 code for a protein of 236 amino acids. The transcript is spliced from 3 exons. The record is from RefSeq and is a predicted model, not a curated record.